Messenger RNA from Heterocephalus glaber (naked mole-rat), 2053 nucleotides. RefSeq names its product neuropeptide FF-amide peptide precursor (gene Npff). The record is from RefSeq and is a predicted model, not a curated record. NCBI's taxonomy places the organism in Eukaryota, Metazoa, Chordata, Mammalia, Rodentia, Bathyergidae. Gene Ontology annotation, molecular function: G protein-coupled receptor binding; neuropeptide hormone activity. Gene Ontology annotation, cellular component: dendrite; perikaryon; axon terminus. Gene Ontology annotation, biological process: excitatory postsynaptic potential.
UAAAAUAAAAUAAAAAGGGCUGGGAAUGUAGCUCAGUGCAAAGUCCCUUGGUUCAACCCUCAGUACCACCCAAAUAAAUAAAUGACUAGGAUGUAGCUCAAUGUUAGAGCACUUGCCUAGCAUGUGUGACAUCCCAGGUUCAAUCCUCAGCACUGGCAAAAAAUAAAAACCUACUAUAAUCUACAAAUCCCAAGUAUAAGUUAGUUCAAGAUGUUUUGCUUUAAAAAAAAAGAGGGGGACACGUCCCCUCAGCUAGACUAUGGAGUGGAAGAGCGACUAUGAAGGGCUUUCACACAAGCUAUCCUGUGAGGUCUACUGGAGAAAACUGAGGGCCCUGGCAGAAGCUAGGAAGGCCAAACCCAGCUCAGCACGAGGAGAAAAUGACCCAAAGGCAGUAUCGGCUGAGGGUGUUUCCCAGGGAAGAGUAUAAAGGAAACCUGGUCUCUGCCAGAUCCUGUGCUGAGUGGAUUACUGAAGGCAUGGCAGUGCCUUGAUGUUCCCAUGUUCUGGGUGAGGAAUCAAGCUUAAGAGUAAACGGCUUGCCUGGAGGCUGAGCCAGAGCCCUUCAUGGCCUGGCUCCUCCCCAGUGUAGGCUGGCAUCUCACACCAUGUGGAUGCAGGGGAAGGGAGAUGCAGGACAGCAGAAAACUGCACCAGCCGACUUGGAAGGAUGCUUGCCGAGUAGUGAUUCAGAUUUUCCUAAGGUAGGAUUCUUGUCAUCUUCCCCGGUGUAUCAGAUCUACAGCCAGGCAGAAGAUGUGCAAAUAGGGAGAUGGGACAAAACAACAGUGCAGCCCAAAGUUGUUCUGUUACUGCCCUUAGAGUCAGGGCCUUGGACCCCUGCCUCACCAUCCUACCUUCCGUUCCUCCCUUAAAGCCCUAUUCUAGAAAAAGGAAAUGGUUGGACCCGGCAGUGAGCAGCAGUGGCCACCAGGUGGCAGCAGAUCUUCAGCUAUAAAGGCCAGCUCCCAAUAAGUGUUCAGUGACCGUAGAAUCUGUACACACUCUGUGUGUAGGCUCCAAAACCCUUCAGUCUCCUGUGUCUCACUAUCCUAUCCACAGGCAGAUCUCAGAAUAGUGAUUCAAUGUUUAACCUUCCAAGAGCCAGGUGAACAAGGAUGGAACAGGCUGUGUGAGUCUCCCAACCCCAGGCAAGGGAGGGACCUAGCUGGGUCACCCUGGCCCUUCCCUCUCCUCCUUGCAAUCCAGAGCCUUGCCCUAACACCUAGCCCUCCAGACAGCAGUUUCUCUAUGCUUUAGUCUACAGGUUAGGAAAAAGAGGUGAUCAACUGAAGCUCUCCAACCUGUUGAGGGAUUGAGGUUCUUGUAAGGCCCCGCCAGGCCCUGGCUCUGACAGAGCAUCUGCAAUUAAUGAUACUUCUUGAGCUCUGGAGACAAGAUUUAUUUAUCUAAUAAAGUCUGUAACUCCAGGCUUAGGGGCUGGGGGUGGGAGGCUGAGAGCAGCAAAUCCGGAGAGAGCCAUGGGAGGGGGAUCCCAGGCGGCUCUUAAUGGAGCCAUGCAUUUCCACUGCCUGUCUAGAUUACCCCUCAGGCUGCUGUUAGGGGUGGAGGACAAGGGGACAGCAGGUAUAAGAGGCUGGUGUGCCUGUAGGAGGGAGGAUGGCAGCAUGGAUUCCAGGUGGGCAGUGCUGCUGCUACUGUUGCUGCUGUCAAUGGACUGGGGCCAUGCCGAAGGACCAGGGGGCCAGCACGGAGACCAGGUCUUUGUGGAGGAAGACAUCGGACCCCACCCACCACAGCAUGCCCAGACCCCUGGGUACCUCCUGCACUCCCUGCUCCAGGCCAUGAAGAGAAAUGGCCGGAGCCCAGCCUCCCUGUUUCAGCCCCAGAGGUUUGGCAGAAAUACAUGGGGGUCCUCGAAUAGCAAGCGGCUGAAUCCCCAGGCUGGAGAGUUCUGGAGCCUGGCUGCCCCUCAACGCUUUGGAAAGAAGUAACAAUGUGAUCCCUUGAUGUGUUUGCAUCCAAGGCCCACACCCUAAAAUGCCAUGUAAGCCCCUUCCCGACACCCCCAAUAAAGAUGUCUGCUCCUGAA